This is a messenger RNA of Trichoderma gamsii, 1668 nucleotides long. RefSeq lists its product as hypothetical. The transcript has a single exon. Bases 1 to 1668 code for a protein of 555 amino acids. NCBI's taxonomy places the organism in Eukaryota, Fungi, Ascomycota, Sordariomycetes, Hypocreales, Hypocreaceae. The record is from RefSeq and is a predicted model, not a curated record.
AUGGAUUCGAAAGUCUUCUCCCAUGUCCCGCUUUCCACCGAUGGCCACUAUAUUAGGCUUGUCAAGAUCAAAAAUUUCGAAGACCAUGGAGCAAAGGAACUUAUGUUGGAUCUAGCCGUCCAACAAUUCACAGACGAUAUUGCAUACAACGCGGUGUCAUACGAGUGGGGUAAUGCUGAGGCGGCAGCUCAAAUCCAAAUUAACAACGAAGACGUUUCAAUUCGCCAAAAUCUCUACGACUUUCUCCAAAUACUCUCUCAGUCUGCUUAUAAAGAUGAGUGGCUGUUUGUAGAUGCCAUAUGCAUCGAUCAAGGCAAUAUCCUCGAGCGAAAUGCCCAGGUUCAGCGUAUGGGAGAUAUCUACCGACAGGCCCGGGUAGUGCUCGUCUGGCUGGGGCCAGCCACGCCAGAGAGCGAUGUCAUCUUCGACAUGUGCGAGACACAUGCUGUAUCUGCCGAAGAUGAUGCUUUAGCAGCAAUCAGCUGGGAAGAGGAGGUCGGCGACGCGCUAGACACAAUCUAUCAACGAAGCUACUGGACUCGACUUUGGAUCAUUCAAGAGCUGUUACUCGCGAGGUCAAUAGUCUUCUUCUGUGGUCCAAAACUUACUACUUGGUCGGUGUUCAGGCGUCUCCCGAGAUCGGUCAAGGGUAUAUUCUACGAAGGGGGCUUGACAGGCGGGGAUAUCAAACUCGGGAGCACGCCUCGAGGACGCCACGCCCGGUCUUUACUGAGUGCACUAGAACGGCGGAGUUCCAAAGAAGAUCAAACAGAGCAACAGCUUUACAAGCUAGUUGUUGAUUUUGGAAAGGCACAAUGUCUUGACAACCGAGACCGUGUGUUUGGUUUGCUAGGCCUCGCAGGUCAAAACUCCACCGAGAGACAGUCACUCGAUGUGCUUGCCGACUAUUCGGCAGAGCCUUGUGAACUCUUUGUGCGUCUACUAAGCAAUAUGCCUCGAGAGCUCAAUAUCUAUGCCGCUCGAGAUAUUUUUGACAUAUUGCAGCUUCAUACAAAUCUAUCGGCAUUCACUGAAGAUGGUCAAAUCGUGAAGAAAAUCUUGACAUCUAUCUCAGAACUGACCUUCGAAGUCGACUUUAUCCAUCUGGGACAUCUCAAGCAUGUGUCAGCCUCAACAUGCGAUUGGUGUGAGAUGUGGAAAGAGCGCAAAGAAGCAAGAGAAAAAGACGCUGAAGCUUUUUUAUAUCAGGGCUACGCGCUUCACGAGAUUCAAGCCGGUAAAUCUCAGACUUCGUGGGCAGCACACAAUGUUGGUCCUUAUCAUGCGGUGUGGCCCAAUGACUGCUGUGUCGUGAACAAAGAUACUAGCGUUUGUGAAGGUGACGACGUGUUUGUGCUUAUGGGUACAAAUCUGGUUAUUAUUCAGCAUAUCGAGAGCAAAGAUGAUUUGUCGGGUGAAGCGGAGGUCAGAUUUGAAUUGGGCUACAUGGCGCAUACUAGAGAGUUUGACAGCAUGAUUGCAGCUUCACAGAACCUCGCAAGAUACCUAUCUAGGCUACCGAAGAGGGUUGUGGACCUCGGUUGGCUUACUAACGAAUCGGGCACGAAGCUGGAAAAAAAGAUAACGCAGCAAUACACAUUGACAGAUGUCGUGUUAAUUGUCGCGCAUGCAGCUACUCACAGCAGCCACUGGAGUCAAGAUCUUUAG